CUGGCUUGAUGCAGAAUGGAGUCGCCGCGAUGGUCGACGUUGACGAAUGCAACUCCGCCAUCAUGGGCCAUGUCACUGUGGACGCCAGAGAAGGACGAGAUCCUGGCUGCGUAUGUUACUUCCAGCAUCAAAGCGAGUCUGGAGUCAUCUAAUGAAGAAGUGGACCAGGAUCUUGCCGAAGCAGUGUAUGCCGCACGGUUUCCACUUGGUGUGAAUUGGAAAGAUCUUGCCCUGGAACUCAACUGCAGCCCGAUGGACUGCGUCCGGCGAUACGCAGAACUAAAAACUCCGCCUGUUCCAUUGGAAGAAGAACUUCAGGUGGUCCAUUCGCCUCGUCUGGAUGAACUUUUGUCGUCGUCACAUCGUUCCCUGUCCCCAAUGCUUUCCCCCCCGCCGUUUGCUCUGCGAAGUGAACACCGCAACAGUCCGUUCCGAUGGGACGAAGUUGAGAGCAGUGGGAAUCUUUCGCUCGAAGACACAGACGACCUGCAUGCAAUCGAGAUCGAGGAGCUCAGUCGUGACUUGAGCAAUGCGUCGACGCACGACGCACUCCCUCUGGGCGACUCAUCGUUGACCCAGUCCGCGCUUGAGGAAGCCUUUCUCGACCUCACGUCCAACUCGAUGCCAAGCAUGCUUCUAAACAAUCCCACGACGUUCUAACUCACGUGGAAUGAAAAGUGCUGCGGAAUCGUUCCAGGGAAAGAACGCAGAAACGUGUUAAACUGAAUUGUCGAGCAUCUUCUGCUUCUCGGCCGCUUCGUCCUUGCGCGCCUUGGCGAGUUUGGCAGCUUCCGCGUCCUUGAACUUGCCGUACCCGUACAGCAUGCCUCCAAUCACGCCAAAACUGACGAAGAUUGCGGUCUUGGCAGUUAGCUCUUCGCCGAGAAGGACGACGCCGAUGAAUGUCGUCGGAACCUUGUUCAGGCCACCAACCGUUGCGUAGGUCGUGGCCGAUGUCGAAGAUACACACCAGAACGACGCCAGGUUGAGCGCAAUCCCGAAGACGCCGCUCACGGUCAAGAGGACGAGGAACGAAACGUCAUACGUCAUCGGGUUGGACCACAUCGUGAUCGCGUCGCCGUUGACAAGCAUGGGCGGGAACAGCAGCGGCAGCGCGACUAGGUUGUUGUAAAACGCCAUUCCAAAGCGCGACAGCUUGAGCGAAGACUUGGACGUGGCGUAUCGCAUGUAUAGAACGUAAGAAGCUGUGCAAAUGCAAUUCAUGACCAUCCAGAAGUAGCCGCUGAUGGUACUCGGAGUUGGUUUCCCGUCCACGUCGCUGUACGAAGUGAGCACAGCACCCAAUAGCAUGACGAAGAGAGACGUGAGAACGAUCAGCCCUACGCCUUCGCCAAAGAAGCGCCAUUCCCCGAUGACUGUGAGAAUGAUCGCGACAUUCUUGAACACGGUCACAAUGUGGAUGGGAAGGCCGGCCGUCGCAAGUGUACUCGUGUACAACAUCGCGACAAAGAAAAACGUGACGGGCGCCCAACGCUUGGCGGUGUCGAGACUGAAGUUUUCGUACUUGAUCAUUCCUUGAAAUUUGGCGAGUUCCAGCAUUAGCACGCCGAGGAGCAUCUGGGCGAGGAUCACGAACGACUUCUCGUGGUAAUUGAAGUACUUUUGCCCGACGAGGUACCGAUUCACGAGGACCAUAGCGUUCGACACCGCGCUGUAUACCACACAGGACAGGACUGCCAUGGCUGUGCUUGUCGUCUUCGGUGUCGACAUCGCGGCGGUGUGCGGUCGACGCUGAUCAAGGGAUAAUGCCUCUACCUCGAU
Aphanomyces invadans is the source of this 1782-nucleotide messenger RNA. RefSeq lists its product as hypothetical. Lineage: Eukaryota; Oomycota; Saprolegniomycetes; Saprolegniales; Verrucalvaceae. Bases 16 to 660 code for a protein of 214 amino acids. The transcript has 3 exons. The record is from RefSeq and is a predicted model, not a curated record.